Penicillium antarcticum is the source of this 519-nucleotide messenger RNA. RefSeq lists its product as uncharacterized. Bases 1 to 519 code for a protein of 172 amino acids. Lineage: Eukaryota; Fungi; Ascomycota; Eurotiomycetes; Eurotiales; Aspergillaceae. The transcript is spliced from 2 exons. The record is from RefSeq and is a predicted model, not a curated record.
AUGUCCAACUCAUCUGGUAAUCGCAGGCGUCUAACUCCUCCAGGAAUUAACACGGGUCACAACAGCGAUAACAGUACUCACAUAACUCCCCCGCCUCUGUAUCGAGAUCUGUCGCCCGCGCCCCCAUUCUACUCUUCACGCCUAGGAGCAGACGAAACCCCAAUAAUCCGAUUCGACCUAGUCCGAUUUUCCCGUGAUUGGAACGUCACAAGUGGACAUUUCGUCCUAGCUGACAACGGCACCGAUGAGGAAUGGACGGAGAUAUUCGAACAAUGGCGACCACAGUGGGAUCUAAUUAUAGAAGACCUGCGAGUGUAUAGCGAGCAGCAGCGUGUAAAUGCCAAUGCCCGUAUUAACUUGGAAAUUCCUUCAGCGCCGAUUGGACGUAUGAUUAUUCGCCAGGCCGAUCCUCCUUUCACGAGCUGGCAUAUCCAUGGGCGGAGACUCCGAUUCAAUGAUGAAGAGGUUUCGGCCUUUAUCAUAUGGAGCAGAAUUUUGUUCUGUUCAGGCGGUUCUUGA